Molecule: messenger RNA, 210 nt
Organism: Bursaphelenchus okinawaensis
Lineage: Eukaryota; Metazoa; Nematoda; Chromadorea; Rhabditida; Aphelenchoididae
Source: the annotation of a GenBank genome assembly
AUGUCUCAAGUCACUUUGACGCUUUUGGUCGCUUUGUUCUUGAUUGGCUUUGUGGUUGAGGAAGCCGCCGCCCAGUACUACUACGGCUGGCCUGCUUAUGGGUAUGGUUAUGGCUACCCCUACUAUGGCUACUAUGGUUACUACGGCAAACGUGAGGCUGGAUUUGGAGCUGAAGAGAAGGCUACGGGGCCUCGACCAUCGUUUCAGUAG